AUGAGCUUCCGAAGCACUAAAACCCCCUCCGAGAGGGCGAGGUCCGCCGACGACCUACAGCAGCGCACCCGCACGGAACGCAAGUUCGACGAGAUGGAAUCGCAAUUCUCCGACCCUCGUAACCAAAUUAACACGGCCUCUGUCCUGCCAACGUCUUCCGCCAUGGACAGAUUAACCUCCUACCUCGGAAGCCGCAACCCCAUGGGCCGCCCCAUCACCCAGGACGACGUAGUAUGGCUGUUCGACAACACCGCCUACCGCUCGACAAAGCCAGGCGGCGGCUGGGAGGCCGAGUUCGUCGCGGCCGUGUUCGAGAAGACGCCCGGCGACCUCGACCGCAAGCUGUUUGAGAUGGUAGCCGCCAUCGCCGAGAAGCUGGGCAUCGCCGACGACGCCUCCGAGCGCGAGACCAUCAAGGAGCGCUUGCUGCCUUUUUUAAGGGAUGUCAGGCCCGCGCGCUACACGCAGGUGGCCCACGUCGAUAAGCAAUUCCGCCUAGGCCCGACUGGCCCCAACGGCAUCAGCACUGAUAAUCGCGCUUGUCUGGAGGGCGCGAACGGUGCCUUUGUGACCUCCCAAGCCAUCGUGCCGAAGGGUACGCAGGGCAUGCUGGAAAUGAGGACUUAUUUCGCCGAGCCAGAAGGAUGGGCCGUUUUGUCAGACAUUGACGACACUAUCAAGAUCACGCAGACCGGAAACCCCCUCAGCAUUCUCGUGAAGACCUUCGUGGAUCCUCCCACCCCCAUACCUGGCAUGCCGGAGCUGUACAAGUACAUUUCUUCCAUGGUUCCGACCACGACGCCUUGGUUCUACCUCUCUGCCUCGCCCUAUAACUUGUACCCUUUCCUGAGGGGGUUCUGCCAGCAGUGGUUCCCACCAGGCACCCUCAUCCUGCGGGACCAGAGCUGGCGCACUGUGGCGGGACUGCUGACGGCACUGACACUCGGGACGGAGGAGUACAAGACGGAUCGCAUCCAAAAGGUUCACCGCUGGUUCCCCAAGCGCAAGAUGAUUCUUGUCGGGGACUCGACGCAAUCUGACCCGGAGGCCUACGGUGAAAUCUACAACCAAUUCAAAGGUUGGGUCAAACUCAUCCUCAUCCGCAAGGCGACGGACAUCGACUCCAUCGGCAUCCAGUCUAAGAACGACGACAAACGCUUUGAAGAUGCCUUCCAGGGCGUCCCACGCGACGCAUGGCAUGUCUUCGAGGAUCCAGCCGAGUGCUACAGCAUUGUCGAGAACGUCGUGGCGGGUGGCUAA
Sodiomyces alkalinus F11 is the source of this 1260-nucleotide messenger RNA. RefSeq lists its product as hypothetical. Lineage: Eukaryota; Fungi; Ascomycota; Sordariomycetes; Glomerellales; Plectosphaerellaceae. The transcript has 3 exons. Gene Ontology annotation, molecular function: phosphatidate phosphatase activity. The record is from RefSeq and is a predicted model, not a curated record. Gene Ontology annotation, cellular component: actin cortical patch. The coding region runs from base 1 to 1260 and encodes 419 amino acids.